UCUGUGGGAGUUUCAGAGUCACAUUAUACGUGAAGUAAAUGAUCUUGGUACGUCAGUCAACUGAGAAGAAAUCACUUUACUACUUCUAUAAAGAGUGGUUUAAAGUCAGAAAGUACAGAAGAAUUUGUAAAUCGUUGUGGAAUUAACUAAACCCUUUACCUGGACCGUAAUUCGGGAGAGUAUUUUAAAAAAUAUUAAUUCCGAAGAACAAAGAUGUAAGUUUUCAAUUGAAAACUUGCGCUCUGGUUAGAUAUUAAGAACCGUGUCAACAUUUAAGGGUCAUAAGUGAUUCAACGGAAUACAGCCACUGACGAGCCAUUACCGAUGUCAGAGUGAGAAGGAAGAACAGCUCUACUUUGUAAACAUCAAGGAAAACUUACAAUGGAAUGGGAGAUUACUUUCAUGUUAGCUUUCCUGUUCCCGUGGACUUGCCAUUGUUACCGUUCUGGUGGGUACGCUGUUUACGGCUAUCGAGGUACGGCGAAUCUGACGUCAUCAGUCCCAUUCGAUGGCGACUCGUUGUACUGCAUCAGCUUCUGGGUGAACAUGUAUGGAUCCAAGGUUGGAACGCUCUCCCUGCUGAUAGACGGGACCUCAGAACCACUAGUAGUCAAGAGUGGCGACCACGGCGACGCCUGGAAUCAAGUCACUUUGGAACUCCCUCUACGACAGGACAAAUUCAAUCUCACAUUUUCUGCCAAGUCUAAUUCCAGCGACUCUAGUGACAUCGCCUUGGAUGAUAUAACUGUCGUCAUUGGAAGCUGUGCUCCACAAAGACAGUUUUACUACGUUUACAUGCCGGCGCUCGAGACAUUCCACGAAACUGAGGCCUUGCCAAAACGCAGCGCAGGUACGGUCAGUCCUCAGCUCAACUUCCAGGGCCCCACCUGUUUCCGGUUCUACUACUUCAUAUCUCGAGGUGCUGACGUGUCUUUGUCCGUGUCGAUGCUGGGACCUCAGGACGCCAAGGAACAAGUGGUGUGGGGAAAACAAAACCAACUACAGGGAAUCUGGAGCAAAGGGGAAGUAACUCUCGUAUCCCCGAAGUCAAGUGUGGUGAGUCAUCGCGGCAGCCAGGUUUUUUCUUAUGUUUUUGGCCUCUUUUCAAUAAUAUUUGGACAGUUUUAAAAGGUACCUUCUCUUUGUCGUUUCGUUUCAUUU
This is a messenger RNA of Aplysia californica (California sea hare), 1161 nucleotides long. RefSeq names its product MAM and LDL-receptor class A domain-containing protein 1-like. The record is from RefSeq and is a predicted model, not a curated record. Gene Ontology annotation, cellular component: membrane. NCBI's taxonomy places the organism in Eukaryota, Metazoa, Mollusca, Gastropoda, Aplysiida, Aplysiidae.